Molecule: messenger RNA, 1974 nt
Organism: Molossus molossus (Pallas's mastiff bat)
Lineage: Eukaryota; Metazoa; Chordata; Mammalia; Chiroptera; Molossidae
Gene: MAP2K3
Product: mitogen-activated protein kinase kinase 3
Exons: 12
Coding region: 300-1445 (381 amino acids)
Biological process (GO): protein phosphorylation; MAPK cascade
Molecular function (GO): MAP kinase kinase activity; ATP binding
Source: RefSeq, a predicted model, not a curated record
UGUACCACCUCCUAGACAGGAAGUGCCACAUGUGAAGACCAGAGCAGGGGCAGGCAGGCUCUGAGCUGGGGCUUCUGAGGUGCCCAGGUCUGGGCACCUAUGCGACUCUGCAGGAUGUGGGGCAGAACACAGGGCUCCAUCAGAAGCAAAGAGCCGGGCAUCUUUCCAGAAAGCAGCUUUGUUUCCUCAGAAGAAGGGCAGCUCAGAUGUUUCUCCUUUUCGAGUGGUGACAUUUAAAUAGAGCAGGAAAACCCAAGAGGAAGAAGGAUUUACGGAUCUCCUGUGUGUCUAAGCCGCCCAUGCCCAACCCCACCCCCCCCCGGAACCUGGACUCGCGGACCUUCAUCACCAUUGGAGACAGGAACUUUGAGGUGGAGGCGGAUGACCUGGUGACCAUCUCGGAGCUGGGGCGUGGGGCCUACGGCGUGGUGGAGAAGGUGCGGCAUGCCCAGAGUGGCACCAUCAUGGCUGUUAAGCGGAUCCGGGCCACCGUGAACUCGCAGGAGCAGAAGCGCCUGCUGAUGGACUUGGACAUCAACAUGCGCACCGUCGACUGCUUCUACACCGUCACCUUCUACGGGGCCCUGUUCAGAGAGGGAGAUGUGUGGAUCUGCAUGGAGCUCAUGGACACGUCCCUGGACAAGUUCUACCGGAAGGUGCUUGACAAGAACAUGACAAUCCCGGAGGACAUCUUGGGGGAGAUUGCUGUGUCUGUCGUGAGGGCCCUGGAGCACCUGCACAGCAAGCUGUCCGUGAUUCACAGAGAUGUGAAGCCCUCCAAUGUCCUCAUCAACAAGGAGGGACACGUGAAGAUGUGUGACUUCGGGAUUAGCGGCCAGCUGGAGGAUUCCAUGGCCAAGACGAUGGACGCCGGCUGCAAGCCCUACAUGGCUCCGGAGAGAAUCAACCCAGAGCUGAACCAGAAGGGCUACAACGUGAAGUCGGAUGUCUGGAGCUUCGGCAUCACCAUGCCUGAGGAAGAAUCCCGCAGAGCGCAUGAGCUACCUGGAGCUGAUGGAGCAUCCCUUCUUCACCUUACACAAAACCAAGAGGACAGCCAUCGCUGCCUUUGUGAAGGAGAUCCUGGGGGAGGACGCGUAGACGGGCCGCCCGGCAGCCCGGAGCCUGCGGGGCAGUGCUCGCCCGCACCCAUAAGCUGCUGCCACGCCGGCCUUGGGCAUUCUGGGAGGACUCGAGGGGGCUGGUCCCAAGUGCCACAGAAGCAGACUGUCCGGGUGCCCUGCCGGGCCCACGGAGCCUCACCGGUGCCUCUGUCCUGCUGCUCCAAGGACCCUGGACUCGCAGGGACCGGGAUGCCCUGCCGCCACCACCCCUCACAGAGAAGGCAGCUGGACCUGUGCGCUGCCUGGGCCCAGCCCCGGACGCCACCGAGUUGUAUAUUUUUUUACUUCUUGACUGAGUGGACUUUGCGCACUUUGACCUAGGGGGGCCCCAUUUCUGUCCUGUCCUUGGUAGAGCAGGCAUGGGGGUGAGCCACAGGAAUCCCCCAGCUCUGGCAGACGCCUCUGCGGGCACCGGGUGGCCCGGCCGCCUCCUGUCUUGUCCACUAGGGGUGUCGUUACACUUGCCUUUUAAAAUCUGUCCUCGGUUUUUCGUUUUGUUUUGUUUUCUGUUUUUCUUGAUCUUUUUGCUUUGUGGGUUUGGCUGUUUGCUUGUUUGUUUGUUUUGCAUGGUUUUCUCCCCCCUCCUCCCCAGAGGCCCAGCAGGCGAAGUCUCGCCCUCUGCGCAAGUGGGGGUCCGGGAGGAUGGGCUCAAGGUCGCUGCUCGAGGUGGUCUCCGUGGGGACUGGCUUGACAGGCGAUGGAUUUGCUUUUAGUAGUCUACAUAUUUUUUUCUUUUUUGAAUAAAGGACUAUCUGUCCUGGAUCCUAUCCCUGAUGGGUUGGGGCAGUUACCUGAUUGCUGUUUUAAUAAUAAAAAAAAAAGUGGGUGAUCAGGCUGUGUGACUGUCGCA